Messenger RNA from Acanthosepion pharaonis, 714 nucleotides. The record is from the annotation of a GenBank genome assembly. Lineage: Eukaryota; Metazoa; Mollusca; Cephalopoda; Sepiida; Sepiidae.
AUGUUUGUGGGUCGAACUAUACGAUUCCACCAUUUUAUCUUUCUCUUUCCGGGUUAUUUGUUUGUGUCAGUGUUGCUGGUUAUGUCAACCCCCAUAAAUGCCUCUCUCUUGUCUAUUCAGUCGAUAUAUUUGUUUCAUUUUUAUCACUGUCUAUUUUCUCCUUCAUUAUUUAAUAUUCGUUUUUACACAUAUUUCCUUUUUAGCGCCCUUUUCUUCGCCAUCUUUGAAUCUCAACAACAGUUUCAGCUUACUGCUACUUCUUCUUCUUCUUCUGCUUCUUCUUCUUCUUCUUCUUCUUCUUCUUCUUCUCUCUCUCUUUCAGUCACUUUUUAUUCUCUUUCGCUUUCUAUUUUCCUUUUAUUUACCUCUCUUUCUCUGUCACCAUUUCUCUUCUUUUCAGCUAUCAUGACCUGUCUAUUCAUUCAUUUAUGUUUUUAUUCUGAUUACCUUCUAACGCUUUCCCCUCUGUCUCUUUCAUUUUCCCUUUUUAAUGCUUUUCAUUUAUUCCUACUCUACCGUCUUUAUUCUGCACUUUUUUCCGAUUUUAGUUCUCCGUCAUCUUUCUUUCUAUUUCUUUCUUUCUUUCUUUCUUUCUUUCUUUCUUUCUUUCUUUCUUUCUUUCUUUCUACUUACUUCAAAACUGUAGCGGUGAGCUCAUUGGCUUCCUGUGGCGCCACCUCGUGGCAUCAAGAGUUAAUAUUCUUAAAAGGGUAA